UCAGAACCGGGUAACAUUCGGCGAUCGAACGCCGCGAUCGGCAGCGUCGCCAGAGGAGCAGGCGGCGCCCCCUCCCCCUCUCUCUUUCCCGGGCUUGCGUGGAUCGCCGCUCUCUGAAAUGAAUGGCUGAGAGGGGCGGGGGCUGAAAGGAGGCGCUGGAGGCGGCGGCGGCGGCAGGAGCGGCAGCCGCGGCGGCGAAGAAGGAAGGAGGAGGAUCUGUUGUCGCUUGCAUCCCGGGGGCCGUCCGUGCAGUGAGGGCGCAGGAAAGCGUGCGGAAGCCCCCGUCGUCAUGCCGUGCAGCCGGUGCUAAAGACGCCGAAAGAGACAUGCAGGGAUUCGUAAGGUUACGGUGCUCGGGCCGGAAGAUGUAAUCCCGGUGGUACUCUCUCAGUGAGCCCGGGCGGGCUGCAUAGAUUCUCGCUGCCGCUCAAGCCGACUUCUGGAAAAGCCGGGCGCUCGGCGGGCGGACUGGCUCGGUCUUCCUCGCUGUUGUGUUUGUGUCUCUCUCUCUCUGUGUGCUUUUAAAAAAACCUUACAGGGAUGUUUUGCGUGAGUUGAAGUUGCUGCCUGCCCUUAACACUCGGAGCCCCGCGUGCGAGUGCUUCUCUGCGUGUGUGUAUGCGUGUGCAUGCAAGAGAGAAGAGGGCGGGACGGAUUUCUCGGUCUCGCCACAGCAGAUUGGCGAGCCGGAGACCGGGACUCGGCGGCUUCUUUGGGUCGGAGCCGCCGCUGUCUUUGUCUUCCCUUCCUGCCUCCUCUCUGCAUGCGAGCCAAUUCCCGGCCUCUUUUGGAAAGCCACGCUGGGCGUGCUUCACUUCGCUUCUCUUUGCCCCGCUUCCUCGCGCUCGUCUUUCUCCUUCUCCCUGGCCUCCCCUCCCUUCCUCCCUCCCUCUCUCCCCUUUCCCCCUUCCUCCUAGCGCGAGCCAAAGAUGAAAGACAAGAGGGGAGAAAGUUAACGAAAUCGCCCACAUGCGCUGCAUCAGUCCGAGGCUUUGGGAAAGGAAUAAAGAGAAGGAGGGAGAAGAGAGUUUAAAGUCUUGGCAGGCGGGAAAAUGGCGGACUCAAGCUGAAAGUGUCAGUUGGCAAACUUGGGCGAUCUUUGUGUUUAUUUACGAUUCUCUUGACCCAAUUAGGACACAUGCAGGCCAAAAAACGCUACUUCACCCUGCUCUCGGCUGGCACUUUUGUCGUCCUUCUGUUCUACUUCGGCGGCUUGCAGUUCAGAGCAUCCAGAAGCCAAAGCCGGCUAGAGGCGCGCAGUAGCAAGAAUGGCUUGCAGCGCCCCAGCCCCGAACGCUACUGGCCCCGGUUCCCGGACGCCCUGCGCCCUUUCGUUCCCUGGGAUCAGCUGGAGAGCGAGGAUUACAACCGACACGCGUCCCCUCGCCAGAAGCGCGACGCCAACACCGGCGUCUUCAAGGGCAAGAAGUGCCGCAUGGAGUCCUGUUUCGACUUCGCCCUUUGCAAAAAAAACGGCUUCAAGGUCUACGUCUACCCGCAACAAAAAGGGGAGAAAAUUGCCGAGAGUUACCAAAACAUCCUCGCGGCCAUCGAAGGCUCCCGGUUUUAUACUUCUGACCCCAGCCAAGCUUGCCUCUUCGUCCUCAGCUUGGACACCUUAGACAGAGACCAGCUUUCCCCUCAGUACGUGCACAACCUGCGGUCCAAAGUGCAAAGCCUCCAUUUGUGGAACAACGGGAGGAAUCAUUUAGUUUUUAACUUAUAUUCCGGCACCUGGCCUGACUACACGGAGGACGUGGGCUUUGACAUUGGCCAGGCCAUGUUGGCCAAAGCCAGCAUCAGUACGGAAAACUUCCGGCCGAAGUUUGACGUCUCCAUCCCUCUUUUUUCUAAGGAUCACCCAAGGACAGGAGGAGAGAAAGGCUUCUUGAGGUUUAACACCAUCCCACCUCUGAGGAAGUACAUGUUGGUGUUCAAGGGGAAAAGAUACCUAACUGGGAUAGGAUCAGACACCAGGAAUGCCUUAUAUCAUGUCCAUAAUGGGGAAGAUGUUGUCCUUUUGACCACCUGCAAGCAUGGCAAAGAUUGGCAGAAGCACAAGGAUUCUCGGUGUGAUAGGGACAACGCCGAGUAUGAAAAGUAUGAUUAUCGUGAAAUGCUGCACAAUGCCACUUUCUGUCUGGUCCCCCGUGGCCGGAGGCUUGGAUCCUUCAGGUUCUUGGAGGCCCUGCAGGCUGCCUGUAUUCCUGUGAUGCUCAGCAAUGGAUGGGAACUCCCAUUCUCCGAGGUGAUUGAUUGGAAUCAAGCUGCCGUCAUAGGAGAUGAGAGAUUGUUACUACAGAUCCCUUCUACAAUCAGGUCUAUCCAUCAGGAUAAAAUCCUAGCACUUAGACAGCAGACACAGUUCUUGUGGGAGGCUUAUUUUUCUUCAGUUGAGAAGAUUGUAUUGACCACACUAGAGAUUAUUCAAGACAGAAUAUUUAAGCACAUAUCCCGUAACAGUUUAAUAUGGAAUAAACACCCCGGGGGGUUGUUCGUACUGCCGCAGUAUUCAGCAUAUCUGGGAGAUUUCCCUUACUAUUAUGCUAACCUAGGAGUCAAGGCCCCAUCCAAAUUCACCGCUGUCAUCCAUGCAGUUACUCCUUUGGUUUCUCAAUCUCAACCUGUGCUGAAACUCCUGGUUGCAGUAGCCAAAUCCCAGCACUGUGCCCAGAUCAUUGUCUUAUGGAAUUGUGAUAAGCCCCUCCCUGCCAAGCAUCGCUGGCCUGCCACUGCUGUGCCUGUCAUUGUUAUCGAAGGAGAAAGCAAGGUGAUGAGCAGUCGCUUCCUGCCCUAUGAGAACAUUGUCACAGAUGCUGUUCUAAGCCUUGAUGAGGAUACGGUGCUUUCAACCACUGAGGUGGAUUUUGCCUUCACAGUCUGGCAGAGUUUUCCAGAGAGGAUUGUGGGUUAUCCUGCCCGCAGCCACUUUUGGGACAACACUAAGGAGAGGUGGGGCUACACAUCAAAAUGGACUAAUGACUAUUCCAUGGUAUUGAGUGGAGCUGCUAUUUACCACAAAUAUUAUCACUACCUGUACACUCAUUACCUGCCUGCUAGUCUGAAGAACGUGGUGGACCAACUGGCCAAUUGUGAAGACAUUUUGAUGAACUUUUUGGUGUCCGCUGUGACAAAAUUGCCUCCCAUCAAAGUAACACAGAAGAAACAGUAUAAGGAAACCAUGAUGGGACAGACUUCCCGGGCUUCUCGGUGGGCUGACCCAGAUCAUUUUGCUCAGAGGCAAAGCUGCAUGAACACUUUUGCCAGCUGGUUUGGCUAUAUGCCGCUGAUCCAUUCUCAGAUGAGGCUCGAUCCCGUGCUCUUUAAAGAUCAGGUCUCCAUCCUGAGGAAGAAAUAUCGAGACAUUGAACGACUUUGAGGAGCCCAGCUGAGGGGUGGGUGGGAGUGGGAACUGGAUGGUUCACCUAGCCCAGCGCAGAGCCACAGAUCCUCGAGUCAGACCGCACCAAGAGCAACUAAACCCAAAAAUUCGCAACAUGCCAAUGUAGCCAAGUAGCUCUGGACCCAAAGGGAAAACUGGGUGCGCUGGACUGCUUUGAAACCCUCUCACAGGCUGCAGGUCCCUCAAGACUAGGUUGUGUACAGUUUCAUUAUGGAACAUUAAAUAAUUAUUUUUUGAAAUGAUUGCUAUGCAGGUUUAAACUUUUUUAAUGAUAAAAAAUCCCUAUUAAAACAGAGUUCUUUCUUUAAUCAAAA
Molecule: messenger RNA, 3717 nt
Organism: Candoia aspera
Lineage: Eukaryota; Metazoa; Chordata; Lepidosauria; Squamata; Candoiidae
Gene: EXT1
Product: exostosin glycosyltransferase 1
Exons: 11
Coding region: 1139-3379 (746 amino acids)
Cellular component (GO): membrane
Molecular function (GO): glycosyltransferase activity
Source: RefSeq, a predicted model, not a curated record